Molecule: messenger RNA, 6064 nt
Organism: Astyanax mexicanus (Mexican tetra)
Lineage: Eukaryota; Metazoa; Chordata; Actinopteri; Characiformes; Acestrorhamphidae
Gene: slco1d1
Product: solute carrier organic anion transporter family, member 1D1
Exons: 15
Coding region: 72-2141 (689 amino acids)
Biological process (GO): sodium-independent organic anion transport; transmembrane transport
Cellular component (GO): membrane
Molecular function (GO): protein binding
Source: RefSeq, a predicted model, not a curated record
CCUUCUCUCUCUCUCUCUGUCUCUCGCCCACUCUGCUAGUCUGGAGAAGCUGGGCUGCAGGACAGAGCACCAUGAGUGUGGAGAAAAAACAACCACGACAACCAUGCUGCUCCAAACUAAAGCUAUUUCUGUUCGCCAUGUCCUUUAUCUACUUCGCCAAAGCGUUCCAGGGCAGUUAUAUGAAGAGCUCGGUGGUGCAGAUCGAGAGACGCUUUGAUAUCCCCAGCUCUCUGAUAGGAUUCAUCGAUGGAAGCUUUGAAAUUGGUAAUCUGCUGAUUAUAGCGUUUGUGAGUUACUUCGGGGCGAAGCUCCACCGACCCCGGCUGAUUGGCGUGGGCUGUUUGGUUAUGGCUGUCAGCUCCUUUAUCACCGCUCUGCCCCACUUCUUCCAGGGACCGUACAAAUAUGCAACUACAAUUGCCCACUUCUCUGAGGGUAAUACCACCGAGACCAUUCUGCCCUGCCUGGGCAACACAACUCAUCCACAGGGUGAGGAACCGACUUCACCAGAGAAUCAAAAAGAGUGUGAGCAAGUGGCUGGAUCAUCGUUGUGGGUCUAUGUGUUUCUGGGAAACAUGCUGAGGGGUAUUGGAGAGACGCCGGUCAUGCCUUUAGGACUGUCCUAUCUGGAUGAUUUUGCCCGAGAGGAGAACACAGCGUUAUAUCUGGCGUGUAUACAGACGGUGGGGAUUCUGGGGCCGAUGUUUGGUUAUAUGCUGGGCUCCUUCUGUGCCAAACUCUACGUGGACAUCGGAAGAGUGGACUUAGACACCAUCGCCAUUGAUCAUAAAGACACUCGCUGGGUGGGGGCCUGGUGGCUCGGCUUCUUGGUGACCGGAACUGUGAUGCUGGUGGCUGGGAUCCCAUUUUGGUUCCUGCCCAGAUCACUGCCCAAACAAGGAGAAGAAGAGAAGAAGAGCUGUGAUGAUCAAGAGGGCGAGCAGGAUACGUUCAUCACCACGGACAGCACCAGCAGCCCAGCACCCGACAAACAAGAGCCCGUCACCAUGUCUGCCCUCGCUAAAGAUUUUAUACCGUCAUUAAGAAAGCUCUUCAGUGAUGUCAUCUAUGUGCUCAUCAUCCUGACCGGCCUGGUUCAAGUUAACGGCUUCAUCGGGAUGAUCACGUUCAAGCCGAAGUACAUGGAGCAGACCUAUGGCCAGUCCGCAUCGAAGGCCAUCUUCCUGAUAGGUAUUAUGAAUCUGCCGGCUGUAGCUCUGGGGAUUCUCACAGGCGGCUUUGUGAUGAAGAGGUUUAAACUGAACAUCCUCGCGGCGUCCAAAAUCUCCAUCGCCACCGCCCUGCUAUCCUUCAUUCUGCUGCUCAGCCAGUACUUUAUGCACUGUGGAAACACACACGUGGCCGGGCUCACCUCGUCCUAUCAGGGUAUUCUGGAGGUGUCGCAUCAGGAGGAUAGUCUGUUGUCUCAGUGUAACUCGGGCUGCUCGUGCUCUCUGAAGCACUGGGAUCCGGUCUGCUCCAAUAAUGGUCUGACCUAUGCUUCCCCCUGCCUGGCCGGCUGCCAGAGCUCCACUGGACAGGGCAAGGAGAUGGUCUUCCACAACUGCAGCUGUGUUGAAGAAUCUCUCAUGCCGGCUGCAAACAUGUCGGUGGUGCUGGGUCAGUGUCCGCGUACGGCAGACUGUGAUCACAUGUUUAAGAUCUACAUGGCGGUAUCAGUUCUGGGGGCCUAUAUCUCAGCCUGUGGGGCCACACCUGGAUACAUGAUCCUGCUGAGAUCCAUCCAUCCUGAUCUGAAGUCUUUAGCACUGGGGAUGCAGACGCUGAUAGUCAGGACUCUGGGUGCAAUCCCUCCUCCAAUAUAUUUCGGAGCUUUGAUCGACAAAACGUGUCUAAAAUGGGGAGUGAAGCGAUGUGGUGGACGAGGGGCUUGUCGCUUAUAUGACGCUGAUGCUUUCAGAGCUACGUUUCUGGGUCUGAUCUACGGUCUGUACACUCUCUCGUAUCUGCUGUGCGGGCUGGUCUACAACAGACUGUCUCACCGCCACAAACAGCAGACCGUGGAGAAACAGGCCAAAGAAGCCGAGCAGGAGGGAAAGGGCACCGUCAACGGUGACAAAAACGGCCCUACCGCCAUCAUCAAGUGCAAGGAGGACCUGGAUAAAGAGACCACUAUCUGAAUUCACCAUCUGCACCAAAAAAACAGACCCGUUAUUUAGGCCACAGUCAGUCAUACUGUAUAUUAAUCUGAACCUGUACAGAGAUGAAUGGGUUUCUGAGCUGAAUGUAGUUUUAUAGUUUUCUAUGCAGUCCUGGAGCUGCAUGUUACACACGGUUAAAAGCAUCCUUUUUCAGUUACUGGACGGAAGUAUCAGCAUUUUUUCAUUCUGUCACUCAAAAACUUUGAAUCCACACUUUCUACAUAAUUUGAAUCUGAAUUAUUUACACUGUGUCCAAAUGUCGUAAUGAAUAAUGUAAUUAAUGUAAAUAGAAUAUAAAUGACCCAGAAUUAGGAUACAGAAUAAAAUUUUAUCCACUAAUAGUUAAGAUGGCUUACGAAUAUAGUAUUUUUGGAAAUUAGGUUAACAUAUCUCUAUGUCUAUCGGUCGGUAUGGGGUCAUGGUUUAAUGCAUGCAGUUAUAUGGAGAAUACACAAUAUGUGCUAUAAAAGGUGUGCACUGACAUCAUGAGCCAGAACACGCCCACUUUUGUAUACUUCUGUGUUGAACCUAUGCCAUAGCCUACGAGUCGCCACGCACCCUACGCCAUAGCAUAUGCUGUACCUCGACGAAUAAUGUAACGCUGCAGCUGUGAUUGGUCCGCCGGGCCUUGCACGCCAAAGUAUAAUACAUGUAGGCUACGACUAAAUUGGCCUUUCUAGAGUUCUAUUGAACUGCAGGUUUUUUGAGUUCAUAAUAUUUAUAGCACAUCUGAUCCAACUAAUGAACUAAUUGAUGAGCUCUUAUUGUAGUAGCGUCUUAUUCUGGUCACUAACUGCGUUUUUAAGAGCCUCGAUGUCCGCCGUCUGCAUUGGGGCGAGGUAUUCUGUAACGCGGGACCAGACAGAGGCGGACGUAAAUGCAGGUAAAGACAACUUUAAUAAAUAAAUAAAUACCAAACAAACAAAUAACAAAGAACAUAAACCUAAACAAACAAGAGAUGAUGAUAAUAAUAAUAAUAUAAACAGACAGGGAGGAUAACAAAACCAAACUAGAACUAAACAGAGCUAGGGAUAUAUACAGGGUAAACUAACAAAGAAACAAACAGGAAACAAACGUAACAAGAGAUAAGCAAUAACGUGAUGUGGAAAUAGGCAAAGGCAUGACGAGACAGACAACGUAGGAAGGUGCAAAGACCGACAGAUAAACAUGGACUAAAGAGCACUAUAUAUAGUAACAUGAAACACUGAACACCUGGGGAAGGGGCGGAGCUACAAAUUAGACACACGUGACGGAAAACUACUGGAGAAACACACUAGGAAACGGGAAAAACAUAGGGAAACAUAGCGAGGGCGUGACAGCCUUGGCAUAUGCCAUGCAAAUGUUACAUUACAUUACAUUACAUAGCAUUUAGGGGACGCUUUUAUCCAACCGACUUACAAAAAAUUAUGUACAUUUAGCAAUAGAGGACAUAGAGGUUCAAGACAAAAAUAUUUUUUGACAGGUCCUAAAGGAGGCCAAAGGGUAAAUAGAGGAGGAAAGGAGGGGAAGAAGGAAAAGAGGUUAGAAGUAGUUAAGAGAGUGAGUGCUCUUUGAAGAGCUCUGUCUUCAGGAGUUUAUUAAAGAUAGCAAGAGAUGCUCCUGAUCUGGUAGUAGAAGGUAGUUAGUUAGAGGUGUUAGGAGAGUAAGUGCUCUUUGAAGAGCUCUGUCUUCAGGAGUUUAUUAAAGAUAGUGAGAGAUUCUCCUGAUCUGGUAGUGGAAGGUAGUUUGUUCCAUCAUUGUGGAACUCUUUAUAAAAACAUUCUAGAUUGCUUUAUGUGAAUGUUUGGCAAAGCGAGGCAACAUUUACUGGAGGAGCGCAGUAGCUGAGAGGGAACAAAAGCCUUUAGGAGUGAGUGCAGGUAGGAGACAGUGAACAUAACAAGCAGUAGAGUCACAUGUGCCUGUUUUGGCUGGUGGAAGACCAGGCAUGCUGCUGGAUUCUGAACCAGCUGUAGUGGCUUUACUACACAGGCCAGGAGGCACGUUAGCAUUGCAAGUUAGCAUUGCACUGCAGUAGCCGAGGUGUGAGAUGACCAAUGCUUGUACCAGGAGUUGGGAGGUCUGUUGCAAAAGAAACGAUCAAAUCUGUCUGAUGUUGUUAAGUGCAAACAACAGGACCGAGCAAUUGAUUCAACAUGGUCUUCAAUCAUAACAUCCAGGUUUCUGGCAACCUUUGUCGGGGAGUUUGAGAGUGAGUCAGUAUAUCAAAUGUGGGUCAUACUCAGCAACAGAGAGUUGGUAAAAGCAACUUGGGCCAAUUCCCAUAUUAUACUCAGCAAACAGGGUGUUGGCGCAUCCAGUCUUUGGCCCAGAAGUGAGUCGAAUAUUUGGACUGAACAGGGUUGAUUUUGGCUAUCUAAGUGAAGCAUACAAUUUUCAGUGCCUGGAUUCUGGUUGGGUUAGUGAAUUUCAGCAAUUCAUUUACAUCUCACUUCUUUAGGAUUACUAUAUAUAUACAGAUUUUUUCUGAAUCUGUAUAUAUAGUCAGUCAUGCAACAGAUUUUCCAGCAUUCACACUAAAAGCUGUUAAAUGCAGACUGUUAAAUGCAUUGCACAAAAGUCAUUAUAAAUGUUUCAUUAAUUAAUUAUGCACUUGGCUGGUGUAAUGCUUUGGGCAGCAACACAGCCUUUACUCUGUCUCAGGGUUCAAUUCCCCUGCAAGGCUAACCCACCACACUACACCAAUAAGAGACCUUUGGGUAAAACCAGAGACUGUAAAAAAAGAUGGACGCCGUGUCGCCGUUCCCAUUCAUUCAAUGAAAAUGAAGCCAAAAUCUUCCGCCGAUCCUGACACCCGAUUCUGCGCUGUAGAGACCAGAGGAGGGAGAAAGGCUGUGGAGAGACAGCCUACUCAUUUAAAUAACCCCGCCCCCGAGGGCUGCCUUGCGUUCACAGACUGCAGAGCGGGGCAGAGCGGAGCUGACGUUCUGUUAUUGGUCCCGCCCAUAUCCAGCCCUUUUACAAUAACCACACCUGUUUUGAAUAGAGCUGAAUAACCUUCUAAAAAACUAAUUCUGUGGGGAUUUAAAAAUUUGACAGUAGAAGCAGAGGUUACACUAGCUGUUACAUUUAAAUAAAGAAGGUAGAAUUACAGUAUAUUGGAAAAAAACGUGAUUGAAAGUUGUCUGUUUUGCCAUUGAAACCUAUGGUAAUGGGUGGAGUUACACAGCUUUCUGAAACUGAACAGCAGGGGGCGCCCGACCUGUGGCGGCUUCACUUUUGAGAGACGAUGCUCUGUCCAGCUAUUUACAGUCUAUGGGUAAAACAUUGAAAACGGCAGAUAAAACAGAGAUAAAACCAUCUUAACUUUCAGUGGAAGUCAAUGUAAACUGAGUUUUUUUCAUGUAAUUUUGGAGAUUUCUAUUUGUCCAUUUAUCAAGACAUUAUGGCACAGUGUAAGAGACAGUUUGUGCGUUCAAAUUAUGUAGUAAACUGAAAAUCAGCCUUAAGUCUUAUCAUCACUGGGCAGUGAUGAUACACAGUAUUAGGUCAGCACAAUGUUUACCAAAAAUGUCUAAACUUAGAAUCAAAUGAAUUCUGUGCCAAAAGAUUGUAUACCAAAGAAACUGUGAUGUAAAAUAACCACCAGCCUUAGAACACAGCACACAUUAGAAUAAGUAUAUAAAUAUAUUGUUACAUACAGUAAGUAGUGUGAGGUCAUUUCUAGCACUUUCUUCAACAGUGUUUGAUUUAACCCUCCUGUUAUGUUGCAGGUCAAAUUUACUAGCUUUAAAUACAAGAAAGGUAUUUAUUAUAUUUGAAGCUGGAAACCUUUAUUGAAUCAUUUAAUUUGUUUGCAACCGCCCCCGACAUAACAGAUAUUGGGUCAUAUAGUAUUAUUAUAUAGGAUAAAAAAAUAAUAAGGAUUAACACUGGAUUUGUUUUCUUUUCUAAAUUUAAAA